AUGUCGUUAAGUCUUCUUUUGGAGAAAUAUGAUGUCUCAACUGAUGAAGGACUACAAAAAGCUCUUAAUGAAAUCGAAAAGGAAGAGACGGAGGUUGACGAAGCUCUCUCCGGGGUGUUAUCCCGCGCCAGCUUGCUGGAAGGUCGUCUUCGCACCGCAAGUCAGGCUUAUACUAAGCUAACUGAAGUAAAGACUGAUGCUCAAGUCGCAGCCGACAUGGUAGAUAGAACAGCUAACCUGGCACGGGAUGUUAGCGCCAAAGUUCGCCAACUCGAUCUAGCUAGGUCUCGUGUUGCAGAAUGUCAACGACGCGUCCAUGAUUUAAUAGAUCUACAACUGUGCAGCGCUGGUGUGGAAGCUGCUAUCAAAGCACAUGAUUAUGAAAUUGGUGCUGCUCACGUUUCUCGUUUCUUGGGUAUGGACCCAGGGUCAGUAGCUGCUGCGCGAGCACGUGGAGCCCCCGAUCCGCGUGAUGCGAUGACCCGCGCUGCUAACACACUCCGAGAACAUUUGAUACGCAAGUUUGAAGAAGCAUCUCGCAAGGAGGAUGAACCCAGUGUGGAUAGACUGUUCAGGUUGUUCCCACAGAUCGGACGAGCAGAGGAAGGAGUGGAGUUACUUGCCAAAUAUCUCACCACUCAAACUGAGGCUGCCAUCCGUCGCGCCUGCAUAAUAACGGACGUGGGUUCAGAGGCGUGUGUGUUUGCUGACGCCAUCACUCGCGUGGUGGAGGCAGCCGGCGCUGCUAUAGAACGCGCCAGGAACGCCCAUUUAGUUUCACAAGCUUACGGCUUGCUCACUACCACUAUACGGAUAUUGCAACCAUCUGUAUGCGCAGGAGUCCGUCGGGUAUAUAACGAGCUUGUAGCGGCCAGACGGUUGGAAUCGGACCCUCAGCGCACAGCCAUGUCACCCCUCAGUGUAGAACCUGUGCUGACGGAACUGGCACUUAUCCAUUCAAGGAUUUGGUUAUACUUUAUGUUCCUUAGGAGGAAAACUGAGGUGGAUGCAAAUCAAGUAAAUGAAACAGAGAAGAAACUUUGUAUGGAAAAGGUUGAGAAAAUCAUAGCCGACUGUGAUUUGAUGAGGACAGCUCAAGAUAUUUUGGGACAUUAUCUGACAUUGGAGAGGUAUUUCCUGGAGGAGAGCGUCAACAAAGCUUUAAAAAUGGCAACACCGCAGGUCGGCGUGACCACCUCCAGUCUCGUAGACGACGUAUUUUUCAUAGCCAGGAAGGUGAUCAGGCGCGCGGUGUCGUCGGGCAGCGUGGACGGCGCGUGCGCGGUGCUCAACGACGUGUGCGGCGCGCUGGAGCAGCACGCGGCGCGCGCGCUGCGGCGCUGGCUGCGCGCGCCGCCGCUCGAGCCCCUCGCGCUGGCGCCGCCCCGCGACCCCGGCGCCCCGCCCGACGCCGCCGGAGACUUCGCGCGCAGCCUCAACCGCGACCUCGACGCGCAGCGCCUGCUCUACCUGGCGCACAUGAACGAGGCGGAGGCGGGCGCGGAGUGGGCGGAGAGGCUGGCCACGGAGGCGUGCGCGGCGGCGGGCGGGCUGGCGCGCGGCCAGGCCGAGCGCGACAAGCUGGUGUCGUGCGCGGGCGGCCUGGCCUCCGCCGCCGCCGCCUUCCGCGCCGCGCACGACCUGGCGCUGGGCGCGCUGGCGCAGGCCGUGCAGCCGCGCCUCGUCGCCUGGGCGCACCGCCUCGCCGACCCGCACCCGCACACAGAGGAAAUGGAAGAUGACGCGGACGCUCUCCCGCAGGCACUGGAACAGUUCACAGAAACCGCACGAGCACAAAUAUCGGCGAGGUCUGUGGACACUCUGCUGUUGGCUGCACUCACUGAGAUAGCGACUAGAGCUGAAGCCGCCAUACUACAUAACAAAUAUGACAGGGAGGGCGGGCUGGGCGUGGAGCGUCGCGCGCGGCGGCUGGCGGGGUGGGCGGGCGGCAGCGUGCCGGCGGCGCGCGAGCGCUGCGCGCGCCUCACGCAGGCGGCGGCGCUGCUCGCGCUGGAGCUGCCCGCGCACGCGCGCGACGCGCUGCUGCCCACGCCGCGCCUGGCCGCGCCGCACGCCAAGGACAUCCUGGCGCGCAGAACCGAUUUCAAGAUGGAAGAAAUCAAACGCUUGAAGCUGUAG
Molecule: messenger RNA, 2139 nt
Organism: Arctia plantaginis
Lineage: Eukaryota; Metazoa; Arthropoda; Insecta; Lepidoptera; Erebidae
Source: the annotation of a GenBank genome assembly